GCGUAGGGAUCAUCACCUUAACGUCUGAAGAGGUAGACACACACACCUUACCUUUGCAAAUAACGUACGCGGUACGCAAAUACCCUAGCUCCACACACACACAUAUAUAUUGAAGUAGUAGUAGUAGUUCGACAGAGCAACAGCAAACAAGCAAACAAGCAGCAAACACCAAAGGCCUAUUGUGUGCCACGUGAGGCAUGUUUCGUCGCACGUCGUUGUUUCUGCGCGUGACGGGCGUUCUGCAGCUCAGCGGCGUCGCAAAAGCUCGGGCCAGCUCCUUUCAUCCCUUCUCCCAAAAGGAUGAAGACGACCUCCUGCAGGUGGUCAAGACGAAGCCGAGACACGUGCUCAAGCAUGUCCGACAGCAGGUCUGGCGUUCACGCAAGCGUGAGCUCUACUUCCGGAACACGGUCACGCAGCUCAUGAUUAUCUUGCAGGAGUUCCUCCGUAAGCAACUCAUCGACCCCGCGUACGCGUCGCAGAUUAUGGAAGGCAUAUUAGAGGAGUGCGUCAAGUACGCACAACAUGACAUGGCUCACCUGCUGUUCCGAGCCUUUCUGCGCUUCCGCAAGUACGGCUGCGUCAUGACGGUGAACUCCAUCCGCUACCUAUUUGAGUCAUACCGGGACAACAACAGCUCGGAUCUGAUGCUGCAGCUCGCCCAGGAGAUGAAGGAUGUGGAGGGGUUGCGACCGCUGUGCAUUGCGGCGUUCCUCUUCGCGAACCACGAGGCGGACGCCGACGCCUUGCGCGAGGGCGUGUCGUUGGAGGCGCUUGGCAAAGAUGACUUACUGGCGCUCAUCUCCGGCUAUGAGAAGCUGCAGCGCGUGGAGAAACUGCGGGAGAUUGUGGAGGUGGUACCACAGGUCGACCCGCCCGAGUCCCGCGCUGAGGUGUGCGCUGCGCUCUUCCGCGCCUUCUUUAAGCUCGACACCGACGAAGCCUUCACCGCGACGCUGCGGGCGGCGGUGGAGCACAAGGUGCCGCUCUCGCCGGAGAUGUGCGCCACCAUUUUGCGGCAUAGAAUGCGCCACGUCGCGAGUGUGGAGGAGGUUGCAGCGAUCGAGGAAGAGCUGAAGGAGUUGGGCUACGUCCCGGACGCCACGUGCAACUCGAUUGUGAUCACCGCCUACGCGCGUCUUCUCCACUUUGGCGAUCGCGGGAGUGAGGAGCUGAUGCUCUCCAAGGUCGAUACCCUCCUCUCCUCCAUCGAGUCGCGGCUGAAGCAGGGAGACCCGGAUAUGGACAUUAGCGCGGCGCACAUCCGCGCUGUCAUCCGCGGCUACGGCGCAGCAGGGCGGCCGGAGUCGAUCAAGGAUGCGUGGCAGCGCAUGCAGUUCCGCCCUUUGACAAACGACGUGCGCAUCUACAAUGAGCUGUUCAAGUGGUUCGCGCUCAUGGGCAACGUGAAAGAGGUUCUCGCUUUAAAGCGGGAGAUGGAGAGCAACGGCGUGAACCCCGACGCGGUGACCUACACGUGGAUUUUCCGCUCGCUGGGCAAGUACUACCCGCGGCACGUGGAGGAGUACUACAAAGAACUGCAGGAGCGCCGCGUGCGGCUGGACGUUCACCUCUACACGACGCUGAUCGGAAUUUUUGGUGACUUGGGCCAGAUGGACACCGUCGAGGCACUGCACGGGGAGAUGCGCAAGCGCGAGGAGGCCGGCACCCUGCAGUUCACGUCCAUCGCCUUUGCCGUGUUAAUUCGCGUGCACGGCCGCGACCUGGAGAAGGCCAAAGCCCUCUACGCGGAGGCUCAGAAGCGCAACCUGAGCGAACACCCCCACGUCCAAACGAGCAUGCUGCACGCCCUGGCGAUGAACAAGGAGAGCACCCCGGACGACGUGGACGCCUUCGUGAAGACGAUUUCGUCGUGGAGCACCGACGUGUACAACGUGCUGCUGCACACCUACGCGAAGCGCAUGGACCGUACUCGCUUCGACGCCACGCUGGAGAAGAUGAAGUCGGAGACGGUCGAGAUGAACGACGUCACGUUCGGCACCCUCAUCACCGCCUUUGCCCGUUGGGGAGAGGAGGAGAAGGUGAACGAGGUCAUUGGACUGCUCAAGUCGCACGAGGGUGAGAUUUCCGCCACCUUCUACUCCGUGCUCGCCUCCUCGCUGAAUCGUAUGGGCAACCAGGAAGGCGUCGCGAACGCCUGGGAGGACCUCGUCGCGUCCCGCCUGUUCCCCGACACGGAGGUGUACAACCAGUUCCUCUCCCUCUACAGCCGGCAGCACAACGUGUCCAAGAUGCAAGGAGUGCUGGACAACAUGAUGAAGCAGGUGCCGCCGAACCCCGUGACGGCCACGACGGUGCUGGACAUGCUGGGCAAGUCGGGCCGUAUGUCUGAGAUGGAGUCGCUGUUCGACGACAUGAAGUCCACGCCGGACACCGCCCCGACAUCGGUCACCUUCCACCAGGUCAUGAACGCCUACGCCAAGACCGGCGACGUGGUGAAGAUGGAGAAGGUGUACGAGGAGUUUCUAGAAAAGGGCUACGCCGCCAACAACGUCACGUACAACAUCAUCAUGGACGGCUACGGGCGGGCGAAAGGCUACGAGCAGUUGGAGGAGCUGCGAGAGAAGCGGGAGGCGGCUGGCAUAGCAAUGGACGACAUCGCGUACUGUAUUAUGAUCUCCGCCUACGGACGGGCGCGUGCCGAGAAAGAGGUCCAGCGUCUCUUCGACGAGGUCACGAAGGAGGAGCAUCGGCCCCUCCUGACAAAGCGCGUUUUGUGGUCCGCCAUCGACGCCUUCUGCCGCUGCGGCAGUGCCGACGGUAUGCAGAAGUGCGUGGAGCUGCUGCGCACGGUGAAUACAGGAGCGGAGGAGGAGCUCAGUGCGACCGACCUCUGCGGCCUCAUCCCGUACUACUGCCGCAUGGGCCAAAUGGACACCGUCGAGGAGCUCGUGAAGCGCGUCCGCGAAGGGAACGAAAAAGCGGAGGUGACGUACAACGCGUUGAACGCGAUUGCUCGCGGCUACGCCCGCACCGGCCGCUUCGACAAGGCUGUCGGCUGUCUGCACGAGAUGCGUGACAAAAACUGGGUGCCCGACGCGUCGACGGCACUGCAGCUGUCUGGGGCGUUCUUAAAGGCUGGGCUGCACGAGCAGGCGCAGCAGAUUAUCGAGUGGCGUCGGCACUACGCCAAGGUGGCGGGGGGUGCAACUCCCAGUGUUGAAUCGGGAGAGAGCUAG
Molecule: messenger RNA, 3200 nt
Organism: Leptomonas pyrrhocoris
Lineage: Eukaryota; Euglenozoa; Kinetoplastea; Trypanosomatida; Trypanosomatidae
Product: putative mitochondrial kinetoplast polyadenylation/uridylation factor 1
Exons: 1
Coding region: 198-3200 (1000 amino acids)
Molecular function (GO): protein binding
Source: RefSeq, a predicted model, not a curated record